Molecule: messenger RNA, 201 nt
Organism: Anisakis simplex (herring worm)
Lineage: Eukaryota; Metazoa; Nematoda; Chromadorea; Rhabditida; Anisakidae
Source: the annotation of a GenBank genome assembly
AUGGGUGUCGCGAUGAUGAUGCAACAAGCGAGUCUACUUGCUGGCGCUAAUCGAGCCGCACCAUUUGACCUCAUCGGUCUUGAAGGCAAAAUACGAAAAGCAAAAGCUGAAGGACGUACUGUGACCGUGGUGAACGGAAGUGUUUAUUUUGAUUACCAGCAUGUAGCUAAUGUGCCACCUGGUAUGAAUUUGGGAACGUGA